This is a messenger RNA of Fomitiporia mediterranea MF3/22, 1629 nucleotides long. RefSeq lists its product as uncharacterized. The record is from RefSeq and is a predicted model, not a curated record. Lineage: Eukaryota; Fungi; Basidiomycota; Agaricomycetes; Hymenochaetales; Hymenochaetaceae. The coding region runs from base 1 to 1629 and encodes 542 amino acids. The transcript is spliced from 8 exons.
AUGGGCGAACCAUCCUCCUUGACCUCUAGCCCUCAUCUUCCUAUUGUCGGUUCUCUCUGUCCCUCGCCUUUCCAUGCCAUUGUUCGUUGGGUCUGCCACGGGUGGCUCAAGCGUUAUCUUGAGAAUGCGAAUAUCCCGAAGCUCCAUCUAGCAGCAUCUGUUCCACCAAUGCCUUCAGAGGACCAUAAGACGCAUCUGAACAAUCUGCAAAUUCGCCCCGAAAGAUUGAGUUAUGUCUUUGUCCUCGUUGGUCAUCGUGGUGACGGUAUGGUAGUUAUAGAGAAACAUAUACCGGACAAUCCUGUUUCGGUCGAGGGUCUUGCAGCAGAUAUGGACGAGGACCCCAACAUCCCUUGUAUUGGAUUUGACGUCAUAGGAUUUAGAGCGCGUGCACUCAGAAACAUCGAAACCUUCGGUAUUGUUUGGUUCGGCGAAUGCAUUUUACGAACGGUACAUGCUGUUCUUCGGAUUAUACCUGAAUAUCGCGACAUUGUCGCGAAUUAUGAAUUUGUUUCCAAUGAUAUAACACGCGACGAGGACCACGAGAUCUUUCGUUACUUUACGUGGAAGCAAACUGGGGACAGCCGGAAUGCUUCGGAUGGGCUUAAUAAAUUCAUCAUCGCCUACGAGCCGCCCUGGAUUUUAGGACCGCGAGACGUAGUCUUCUUCACAGACAGACGAAUGCGCAAUCUUCCGACUUUCGAGCAUUGCGAAGAGACUGCCCAACAAUACUCUAGCACCCUGAAAUUAUGGGCAAAGCUCUGGGACAUCUGUAAAACCCACGGCUGUCAUUCCUUCGUAUUGACAAACUACAAUCAGUGGGUAUUCGGCGGCUUUUCGAAGGGUUGGGAAAAUGGAUGGACAAUGGGCGUGGUGCAAGCAUUCCCCAAGGACGUCGAAGACAUAGGGGCAGAGAGCGCAAGAAGGAAGUGGCAGCUGCCUCGUACGCCAUCACUACUCGAGUACUUGGUCUUUUAUACUGUUUCCUCAAUGGAACUUCCCGACUCGUAUUAUAUUCCACCGGUGUGUAUCGAAGUUCCUUAUUUCUUACUUCGCGCGGUCUUCAGUAUUGCACCAACGAUCUUCGUAUACAUUACGCUUCUAUGCCGCCUGCUUUCUGAUAAUCGUUCCGAGCUUGCUGGCUGUAUUCCUGAAGAGACUACUCUCGAAAUGGCUGUCGAUGGCCCGGAGGAGAUUCCGCAUCUCCAACCAUUAGGGCAACACUUAGGGAAUGCGAUACCUCCGACGCUGUCUGCAUCGUGGUUUUCCUCCUCUUCAAGCAGCGGCGCCCCGUCAUCAGCCGGCGUGCGUAUUGAUAACGAAUCUAACGCCGGCAUGUCCCCUCCUCCCUACUUAAACGAAAAUUGGGAAACUCUUUCAAGCGGUGCAGCUGCCGAGAAGAACGCAGAGCUUGUCGGCGGUUGGUUCGGCAGGAAUAUAGGCGAGAACGCUCCAGAGCCUUUACCCGUGACGGAGAUCCCGCGUGCUCCUAGUCCCGCGAGGUCGGAAUGGAGUGCUAAAAGUCUGGCUACCCGGCAGCCUUUUAGGUGUCAGGGUUUCCAUAAUCUUGAUACGAUUAUUGAUGAGGAAGUUUAUGAGUAUGACUUUACUGGUAUGAACGUUUCGUAA